AUGGGACCUUCGAAGCACGGUACGGACAAUAACAGGGGCCUCACUGGGCACGCAUACACCCUCUAUCAGCGUUUCAAUCAUGCUCUCAGCCUCGGUAACAGAUUUUGUGGUGACAAGGCAAAAAAAUGGCAGUGUAAGGAUAUCGAGAUACAAAGACAUGUGGUCCACUCAAUAGCUGCAUUUCUUGAUUAUAUUUCUGGGGAUACGCUGCAUCACCCACUUGUGAAGGCUUCAGUUUCUGACAUCGUCGGUGCAUUGGUUUGGAUUCUUCAAUCUAACAAGGGAGCCAUGUUGAGCAUGGCAGCAGAUGUGACAUUAAAAUUAGUCAACAUUUUACCCAAAUCAGUACUGCAGAUUUAUGCAUUAGAUCUUGUUAAUCCUUUGUCAUCUUUAUUAUCUUCGCAUCAAACAGAAGUUGCUAUAUCAUGUGCUGCAGCACUGAAUCUUAGUCUUUCAAACUUCAGUACCAAGAGUGGAAAAGAAGUUUGGGAUGUUCUCGGGAAAACAGAAAUUGUACCUCAAGUUAUAAGUAACUUACGAUGCUUUCCUGGAUGUGCAAAGCCAGUAGAAUAUUUCCAACAGAUGGCUUUACUUUUGAGUACAAUACUAUGGUGGUGGCCUCCAUCUAGGUUUUCUGUUUGGAGUGAUGCUGAACUGAUGAAAGGUUUAAAUGAUAUGCUAAAGCUAGAUAAUUAUGGAAAAGCUGCAGUUUUGAAGUUGUUUUCUUCUAUAGCUUUAUGUGCUCAUGGGACCAAGAAAUUAUUAGAAAGUGGAGAGGUUCUUGAACAGAUGGUGCAAUGCAUGGACAACUCACAUCCUCAUUCUGUUCGAAUUGAAGGAUUCAAGCUAGCCCAAUGUUUAGCGAUAAAUGAAAUUACCUGCUUACAAAUGAUGACAUUAUGUUGCAAGCCUAUUAUCAAAGCCAUAAUUUCUGGAAUGAGUGAGUUGAGCUCAAAUUCUAAAAAGGUCUCCAAUGACCAGAUGUCUUUGCUAGAGGAGGCAUGUCGCUUGGCUCUGAUUACUCGUUGGACGGGGGAGCAUCACAUUCAUUUAUGGAAACAAGGGAUUGACAAAAUCCUCCUUCAUCUUCUCCUUAAUUUUCAGAACCAACCGCACAAACAUUCCAUGUCAUUGGAUGAGCAAAUAGCUGCUGCUAAGGAGGGUCUCAAUGCCAAUUAUCUUCUUAUUCUGAGGAGUUACAUUUGGGAUAUUCUUGGAUGGCUUGCAAUACAUUGUGGGGAGGAUUUCCACCCUGAAAGUGAACUCUACAUUAACAUCCUCAUUACAUGUGCAUGCUUGACCUUUGUUGAUGCAAUUCGAAAGUGGCAUAAAAUAUAUGAAAAGGAUAAUGCUGGUGUCUUCAGAAGUGAAUCAGCAACGAGGGCAGUUUUGAUGAUGAUUUAUUCUCCUUGCAAAUACAUUGCAUCAAGGACCAGAACCAUAUUGUCUGAAAUACUAGAGCCAGAUGGAUUGGAGUAUCUGAAAACCUUAGUGCAUUUUCUAAAUAAUCUCUCAUCUUGGACUGAAUUUGGAAUGCCAGAUAGACUCCAAAUUAUCAUUUAUUUAAUGGGGUUCGCAUGCUAUUCAGGUUUGCCACAGUACCAAACCUGGGUGGUCAAACGAAGAGGGGUAAAAACAUUGUUGGCUCUUAUGAGGUGGUGCUUAAGUAAUGAUUUCCAUUUAGAAAGAUCGAGCUUUGCUCCACAUUUGCAUAACGCAGUUUGUGAGAGGAUAUGCUGUUGGGUUUCUGCAGAAGACUGGGAAGGCAAAGACAUUCUUUUAUUUUACAGUUUGUGGGGACUGGCUGAGUUGAUACAGCAUUCUCUAUGUAUAGGAAAUAACCAAGACAGAAUUUCUUGUGAGAUGAGACAUAUAGAAGCUCAACUAGUUAGCGAACUUCAGGAUAUCUGUACCAACAGUUGUGCUCCUGGGCUGCAAUGGUAUGCUGCAUUUAUUCUUAGUUACUUUGGAUAUUAUGGCUUUCCAGGAAAACAUGCAAAAAGGAUUGGUAAAGCACUUAAUGAGAAGGAUGGUGCUGAUAUACAACUCAUUCUCGCAAAUGGGGAGUGUUUGAGUGUCCAUGGUGUUGUGCUUGCAAUUCAAUGUCCAUCGUUACUGCCUCCUGAAGUGCUGCUUCCUGGUGAGGUAACAUCUGAUUAUUCUUCAGGGGGAGGCUCUAUGGGGACUUGUAGAGGGUUUCAUAAAGACAUAAGAUUAUCUGCUCAUGUUGAUCACCAGGCGUUGGUGAUGUUGUUGGAGUAUAUCUAUUUGGGAUAUCUUCAAGCAGGAGAUGAACUUGCAAAAAAGUUGAGGACUCUAGCCAAACGCUGUAAUCUACAGUCUCUGUUGCAGAUGCUGUGUAGAAAACGUCCCAAGUGGGGCAUUGCUUUCCCAAGCGUAGAUCUUAAUGUAGCUCUGGGUCCAUCUGGACAUUGUUUCUCGGAUGUCAUACUAGAAGCUAAAGCAACUGAGCUCUUGGGCUGGACAUGUGGUGUUUGCUCUCUGCCACGGCCACAUAUGCAUGCUCACAAAGUUGUAUUGUCAUCAAGUUGUGAUUACUUGCGGGCCUUGUUUAAGUCAGGAAUGCAGGAGAGCCAUUUAGAAACCAUAAAGGUUUCUAUUAGUUGGGAAGCAAUGGUUAAACUAGGCGACUGCUUCUAUUCCGGUAAGCUGCCAAAGCCUCCCUCUGGAUGUUUAUGGAACAUUAUGGAUACUGGAGAAAAGUUGCAUGAGCUACAGCCAUAUGUAGAGCUUUUUGGGCUUUCUGAGUUCUGGCUCAUGCAAGAUGUUCAAGAAGCAUGCUCAGAUGUAAUCGUAUCAUGUCUUGGUUCUUCCAGAGAGUUGUCCAUUAAAAUACUACACGUUGCUGCCAAUUUAUCUGUGUGGAAGUUGGCCGAAGUUGCAGCAACUUAUGCCGCACCUUUAUAUCGCCAGCUAUGCAAUUCUGGCGAACUUGAAUCGCUUGAUGAGAUGCUGGUUGAAAUGGUUCGUGCAGCAUCUGUUCAACUCUCUCAACAGGGUGGUAACCAUUCUCAGUGA
Molecule: messenger RNA, 3039 nt
Organism: Prunus armeniaca (apricot)
Lineage: Eukaryota; Viridiplantae; Streptophyta; Magnoliopsida; Rosales; Rosaceae
Source: the annotation of a GenBank genome assembly